This is a messenger RNA of Rubroshorea leprosula, 514 nucleotides long. The record is from the annotation of a GenBank genome assembly. Lineage: Eukaryota; Viridiplantae; Streptophyta; Magnoliopsida; Malvales; Dipterocarpaceae.
GGCUCUGUUGGGGCAUGUCCUGGGGCAAAGGAGCAGGGUUUUUCAAGCAAAGCAGGGAGCUUUAAGCUUAUAAUCUUCUAUGAUUUCUUCUGAUGGUUUUGGUCAAUGCCCUGUACUUGGAGCCUAGAGCCACCAAGGUUAUGUUUGAGAGGAUGAGGAUGAGGAUGAAGGAGGAAGAAAGAGGAAGAGAGACCUUUGCUUCUGAACCAAGCAGGGUAGCUGACAGGCAGCAUGCAGCAGCCACAACCACCACUCCUGAAGCACCAUCACCAACGGCAGCCACUAGCGCAGAACAAGAAUCUGUGAGGUCAUGUAUGAGUGUUGUCAGUGAGAGGCUAAGGAGGUUGAAUACAAAUUCAUCGAUCCUUUCUUAAUGUACUGACUCUAAUGGCUCUCAACUGGCAGCUGGUUUCUAGUGUACCUAGCUAGGCCAACGGCUCUCUACAGCUCGUUAAUGUCACAGUGCUUUUAGGUGCUAGGUUAUGUUGGAUAAUAGGGGUAUCUAAGAUUCAGC